Molecule: messenger RNA, 6876 nt
Organism: Acanthopagrus latus (yellowfin seabream)
Lineage: Eukaryota; Metazoa; Chordata; Actinopteri; Spariformes; Sparidae
Gene: adarb2
Product: adenosine deaminase RNA specific B2 (inactive)
Exons: 10
Coding region: 1227-3515 (762 amino acids)
Biological process (GO): adenosine to inosine editing; RNA processing
Cellular component (GO): nucleolus; cytoplasm
Molecular function (GO): double-stranded RNA binding; tRNA-specific adenosine deaminase activity; double-stranded RNA adenosine deaminase activity
Source: RefSeq, a predicted model, not a curated record
AUCACUGGAGUUUGCGCCCAGUGUGCUGAAGGUCACUUGCAACUUCCAAACUGGAUUUUCAAAAUAAGGGAAGACUUUUAUAAUUAGGAGGCUGGUGUGAUAAUUGAGCUGGAAGAACAGAAUUUGACUCAAAAAUGAAUGAAAGAUGCAUCUGUUCUGACCGGGCUGUCAUUGAGCACUGUGCAUCUUAGAGUAAUCUCCCUUUGAGGACUUGUCAGUGACUUUAGAACAGAAAGCGGGAAUGAGAGGGAGUUUAUUUCUGAUCCAUAAUCCUGCAAUAAAAUUUAAAAAGAAAAUCCCGAAUCUCAGUGGACAAACAAGGAGAAGGAGGAGAAGGAGUUGUGUAACGGAGGACGGAGUGAAGAAUUUGUGUUUCGGUGUCCGCAGCACCACAUCAGUGUAUUCUUAUAGCCCGGAGUUGGUGGUGAGUUUGCAGCAGGGUGGCAUAUCGUGCGUAUGGAGCGAGGAUAACCAUAUUCAAGUCCCUCAUGCUGCUGCUGCUGCUGAGGUGCCCUUGAGCCAAAAUCCCAACUGGGCUGACCCCUGACCCCGCCCCUGCGGGUGGCGAGAGAGAACACACUCACCCUGCAGUGUGGUGGAAAAAAAAAAAAAAAAAGUAAAAUAAAAAAAAAAAAGUGCGAGGAAGAAGUCCAAAUGUAAGGAAAGAUUUUAAAAAAGCAGCGGGUGAAUAAAGGGGUGUGCGCUGGUUGGUGUCGCUGGUGAUGUCACACCUCCCAGGCAACCACGAUUGGACCCUAAUUAGAAAGCUCGGCAGCAAAUAGAUAGGCGUCCUGCAUGAUUGAAUCCAAAGUGGCUGAUGCCAAAAAUUUCUGCAGAGGCGCGGAGAAAAAAAGAAAAAGAAAAAAAAAGAGAAGAAACUGUCAGAGAGGAGCAGAGGAGACGGGGCGCCGGGUAUCAGUGCUGCUGAGAGCUGCCACGCUGCGCUGCUAACAGUCCUCACCGCGAGCUGGAGGCGAGCUGGAGUUUUCAGAGGUGAUAUAGGAACAGCAAGACGCGCUCCCCCUGGUUUGGGGGGAUAGGAGGGGGGAAAAAGAGAGAGAGAGAGAGAGAGAGGGAGAGCCGAAAAUAUAGUCCCGAGUCUACGUCAAAGCCGGAGGACGCUGCGUUUAUCAGAGAGCAACGGAGGCUGAAGCGAGACAAGUACAAAGGAGAGUCGAGCCGCCGAGUCCAAGUUAUUCCUGCGCUGCGCUCCGGAGGCUGCGCUGAUGGCAUCCGUACUUGGAAACAGCAGCCGCGCGUCGGGGGCUCAGAGCGGCCAGGUCAAAUGCAAGCUGAAGCGGAGACGGAGGAGGCGGUCGAAGAGAAAAGAGAAAGUCAGUAUGCUGUCAGCAUUGAUCGCUCCUUUCAAGUACAUAAGCCCUGGGACCAGCAGCACAGAGGACGAGGACAGUUUAAGUACCAGCAGUGCAGAGGUAAAGGAAAACCGUAAUAUUGGUAACUUAGAGGAUCGCUCCAUCGGAUCUGCAGAGUGUCAGUCGCUGUUCUGCUCCGAUUCUGCAAGGAGUGGGAGCUCCGGCCUGAAGAGGAAACGGCCGCUGGAGGAAGACAACAACGGGCACUUGUGUCAGCUCCGCCUCAUCUAUAAGAAACUGUCCUGGUCUGAGGCGCCAAAGAAUGCCUUGGUGCAGCUCAAUGAGCUCCGGCCGGGCUUGCAGUACCGCAUGGUGUCGCAGACAGGCCCGGUCCAUGCUCCCGUCUUCUCCAUCGCCGUGGAGGUGAACGGGCUGACCUUCGAGGGCACGGGCCCCACAAAGAAGAAGGCUAAGAUGAGGGCUGCAGAGCUCGCCCUCAAGUCCUUCGUCCAGUUCCCUAAUGCUCCCCAGGCCCACCUGGCCAUGGGGAACAUCUCCAACCCUUCGGCUGACUUCACCUCAGAUCAGGCAGACUUCCCUGACACACUCUUCAAGGAAUUCGAGACUUCGUCGUGCUCCGAUGGCCUCUCGCUCUGUACCUCAGCAGCAGAGAGUGAGUUAUUAUCGAGUGAGCUACUGAGACACGGGCGGUUGCUUCGCCAUACCUUGGACCUGAUGGUGCAGGCUCAGCAGAGGCUGGGUGGGAUUGUUCCAGAGCCAGAUGCCCCCAAGAGCCCCGUAGCGUUGCUCAAUGAGCUCCGGCCGGGCCUGCGGUACGCCUGCCUUUCUGAGCGAGCUGAAGGCCGACGGCUGCGUAGCUUUGUGAUGGCGGUGCGCGUGGACGGGCGGAUAUUCGAGGGCUGCGGUCGCAGCAAGAAGCUGGCCAAGAACCAGGCAGCCCAGUGUGCCCUUCAGGCCCUCUUCAACAUCAGGACAGGCCCAGAGGGGAGGACAGGCCUCAAAGCCAGCAGGAAGAGCUGUCCUCAUUUACCCCAGGACUUUGCCGAUUCAAUAUUCCACUUGGUGAGGGAGAAGUACCGGUCGCUGGUGGGCGGCUGCGGUCCUGCGCACGCUCGACACAAAUCCCUGGCAGGCAUCGUAAUGACCCGAGGUCUGGACCUGAGGCACGCCCAGGUGGUGGCGUUAUCCACGGGGACCAAAUGCAUCAACGGGGAGUAUCUGAGUGACCAGGGACAAGUGGUCAAUGACUGUCACGCCGAGGUCACGGCCCGCAGAGCCCUGCUACGCUUCCUCUACUCUCAACUUGAACUUUUCUUGAGUAAAAGGCCAGAGGACUGGGAGGAGUCGAUAUUCGUGCGGCACAAGGAGUGCGGCUACAGGUUGAGAGACAACGUCCAUUUCCACAUGUACAUCAGCACGUCGCCGUGUGGGGACGGGAGGCUCAACUCGCCGUAUGAAAUCACCAGUGACUUACACAGCAGCAGACACCUCAUGAGAAAGCACCGCAGCCACCUUCGGACCAAAAUCGAGUCCGGCGAGGGGACGGUGCCCGUGCGAUGCCGGGGACCCGUCCAGACGUGGGACGGCGUCUUACAGGGGGAGCAGCUCAUCACCAUGUCCUGUACCGACAAGAUCACCAGAUGGAACAUCCUCGGCCUGCAGGGGGCGUUGCUGAGCCACUUCGUUGAGCCGGUGUACCUGCACAGCGUGACUGUCGGCAGCCUCCGCCACACGGGCCAUCUGGGCCGAGUGCUGAACCAGCGGCUGGAGCGGCUGGGCCCACUGCCCGCCACGCACCGACGCAACCAGCCCCUGCUCAGCGGGCUGAGCAGCGCCGAGUAUCAGCAGCAGGGGAAGGCCUCGUGUGUGAGCGUCAACUGGACGUUGGGCGACGCGCAGCUGGAGGUGGUCAACACGGCCACCGGACGGAGACGGGAGUCGGGGACGCCCUCGCGCCUGUGCAAGCACACCCUGUUCACCCGCUGGAACAGACUGUAUCGCAAGUUGGGGAUCCGCAUGUCCGGAUCGGCCGACCGCCAGCUCAUGUACUGCGAGGCCAAGAUGGCGGCGCGUCCCUACCAGACAGUGAAGCAGCAGUGGUUCAGAUCUCUGCAGGAAACGGGCCUCGGCACCUGGGUCAAGAAACCGCCCGAGCAGGAACAGUUCCUGCUGUCGGUCUGAGGACGAGUGUGCGUGCACGUGUGUGAGAGAGAGAGAGAAAGUGUGUGUGUGUGUUUAACCUUUAUUUUUGUAGGGUAGGAUGACUCCAUGAUCUUUACCAACACGCUGUUUCACACCUUCAUACCCGGGAGUUUCCCACCGCAACCCAUGCACACAUGUGUGUAUGUGUUUUUCUGUGUGUGUGUGUGUGUGUGCGUCAUUCCGGGUGUCACGCCAGUCCACCCGACAGAAAAGCGACAAGAGGAAGGUCGACCGGACGGCCUGAAAAGAAAACGGACACAAAAAGAUGGACUCCGUCUUUGAAAAAUACACACACGUUUAAGCAAACACACACCUUUAAAUGCCUCCCUCUUCGGCUGUCAAGGAAGGGUGGGGUAACCUUGAGCGGAAUGAAAGGCAGCCGCUAUCUUGUCAUCAGCUAUUUCCGGGCCCCAAGGCUCCCGCUGAGGAGUAGAGCCACGGGGGAGAGAGAGACGGAGAAAGAGAAAAGGGAAAGAGAGAGGGAGAGAGGUCCACGUCCAAUUACCAGCCCUGUCAGGGUGACGGGUGAUAGAGGAAGAGGAGGCGAUGGGGGGAAAAAAAGAGAGCGAGAAAAAGAGAAGGACACACACAUUUGCCGCCUCACCUUCCCUCCCCCCUCCCGUUUCCGUCUUCCUCCCCCCUUCUCUGACUCACCCUUUGACUCCUGACUUCCUUCUCCUUAUGUCUCCACCUCUCCCUCCUUCUUGCCCUCGUUCUGUUCUCCUCCCUCCUCCGCCUAUUCCCCUCUCCUCCUCCUUGUCACUCUCUCUUCCUUGCUUGCCUCUGCCGCUCCCUCCUCCUCCCCCUCGCCUUUCAAGCACGGCUGAGGUUAACACGACACGACGACAGGUUAAUACACCCUUUUUUUUUCUUUUUUUUUCUCCUCCUGUCCUCAACCCACUGGGUAGAGAGAGGCAGAAGGAUAGAGGGUGCGUAAACACAGCCAUUACGGCUUUGCGUAAGCGCAGGUGGAGGUGAUGAUGGAGGAACAGGAGUGGUUUCCUGUUUUGUUUUGUUUUUUCUCUCUCUCUCUCUCACAUUAAAUGUGUUUCCUGUCUCUUUUUCUUGUCUUUUCGACCCGGGCGACCUCAGCUCUCAGCCCGUCGCGGCCGGUUUGCAUACGUCCCAAUCGAAGCUUGACGCCGCCAACACGGGGCAAGUUCGGGUCGCGACUCAUCAGCGAGGCCUCAUUGACCCGAUUGACUUUGUCUUUCCCGCGGUCGUGAUGACCGCCCUGAACGGAUAAUGGUCGAGGUGAAGCAAAGUUUUGUAAGCCCUCGCCCCGCUUGCCGUCAUGACUGCGUUUGACGUCAGAGAAUUUUUUUGUUUUUGUUUUUUUUUUAUUUUCGAACCCCAUUUUUGUCACACUCAGACACAACCUUCACCGACAAAUCAGAGGUGGAACAUAGACACCGCCCGUCACCGUCCUGUACAUCUGUAGCUCGCACUAACUGUACGUCUACUCCAUGUAAACAAACACGCUGUGCGCCGAUACUCAUUGUGAUCAUGACUGCGUUGUUCUGUCGUUGCCGUGUUCUCCUCUAGGAUUUUUUUUUAUUUUUUCCCCAAACAUCCAAACUGCCACCAGCAUGGCUCAGUCAGCAGUAAAAUCUGAGUAGUGAGAGUGACAUCUAGUGGUGAUCUUCUGUUGUUGUCCCCGCCCCCCCGUGCAGCUUACAGCACGCCGCUCCAGUAUUUUCCUGCAUACAGUGUCAAAUCAGAUUGUUGAUGAGUAGGAUAAGACCAUCCACCGUGUGUGAGGGAGAUGUUCUGACACACGGGCAGAUUUACAGAGGGCACUGACCCGGGUGUGAACUGCCCCUGGACUCACAUUAAAUAGGCGGGUUUUUACUAGUCUAAGAUGCUGGCCUUUAAGUAUUGCUCAGUUUUGCGCUUCCAGAGCUGUACAUUUGAUAUUCUUUGAUCUGGGGCAUUUUUAAAGCCCCCUGAAUACGUGUUUUCAAAACUUAAGAGGUAUUGGUCACAGUAACAUAUUCCUGAUGUAAGAGGCAAAAAGUAAAAGUAUGAAAAGAAAACACAUUCUUUGUGUAAUCUCAGUGAUAUUUUUCGUGAUUUUCACAUUGAAAACCGAGACAGUGACUGGACAAAAUAUGAUUCCAUGCUGUCGUGCUUCAGAGGUUGCUAAAUUCUGAUUGGUUUACGAGCACCAUCCACUUUUAACCAGUAUGAGGAGCACAAAUGCAGAAAGCUCUCAUGUGAAAUAACCUUUUUUUGAAGGAGUUUUUUAUGUCAUGGCUGUUUCACUGUGAGAGAAAGUGUUUCUUAUUGUCCUGAAAUUGGCUAAAUGUAAAGCUGUAAAAUGCUAGCGGCCAGACACCUUUAUAGAUGCAGAUGUGCGACACACACGUAGCUGUAGAUGUGCCACACACACGUUCUUCUACGUUAGAAUGGCAUCUGGCCCUGACUUUCCGUGUGUCUAGCCAGUUUGUGGUAAUCUGAUAAGAUGCAGCUUUAUUUUGAGAAAAUCCCUGUGGAGACACACCACAUAUAUUAUGAUUCAGAUCAGAUCAUGCAAUUAAGAGUUACUUGAACUGAAUUCACUGCCAAACUAUAUUUCAUUGAUUGUUUAUAAAACCAGAGCUAAACAGAUGAUCUCAACAUAAGAAGGAAAAAAUGACAGUUAAAAAUAAAGAGUCUAAAAAAAGAUUCUGGCCACAAGAGCAGGUGCAGCUGAGCGACAUCAGCUCACGUAACAAGGCGGAAUACGGACCUCCACUCAUGUAACUUUCCCUAAUGUGUCUGCGAUUUUACCAAAUUACCAAAACCAAUUGGCACUUUGGAGGUCCGUUUUCAGGAACUCAUUUUGUCUCUCUGAUUUCUUUGUUUACACCUCGAAGCUAGUGCUGGAAAUCCUGCGUCGCCCCCCCACAGCGACAGAAAUCCCACUGCGUAAAUCUCACCUGCGUGCAUCAGAACAAAGAGUUAGUGUCGUGUCGUGUCGUUCAUCAGCGUGCGUCGCUAGCGUUCAUCAUCUGCUUACACCCCACUUGACGUGAUUUGUCGACACAGGAAACAACAUUCCUCACAUGUGUGUCAGAUUGGCUGCGUUAGCCAUGGAAACAGAUUUUAUUUUGAGAGAUAAUAAAUAUAAGGCAUGUCUGAAUGGCAAUAUUGUACCUAAGAGUGUACAUAAUGUAAAGAAAUGUAUAAAAGAUGUUGACGAAUAUGUGAAAGAGAUCCUCAAACGUCUAAUUAUGAUGUAAAUUAAAAGUAUAUGAAGAAUUGCUGCUAAGGUCUGUAAAUUGCACUUCAGUAACAAAUUAAAAAGUGAAUGUUUGUACUGUAUAUGUGAAUAAAACCACAAAAUCUUGUAAUUUUA